UUUCCACUCCGUUUUCGCUUGCUUUGCAUCGUCAUCAUCCUUCAUCACGCGCGCCACAUCACCCUAGGCUUCCGUAAGCUUUUUGUUAUUCCCCACCUUGUUUUUUGGCCUCUCUGGACCAACCCCGCUGCCUGAAAAGCAACCGCCUGGACACCACACCGGUCUGUAGCCACAACCUUCAGCCACAACAUCAUGCCGCUCUCCGGGAAGAUAGCAUCGUCCUCAGGCAACUACAACGCCUAUCAGCCACAACAAUACCCAGGGCAAGCACCUGCUCCUUAUGGUCAGGGCGCGCAGCAGCCUGGACAACCACCACUACCUUUGCGACCCGGAUCGCAAGCUCCGCCGCAGUCACCUUAUGCACAACCGCCUAUUCCUGCCCCAUAUGGCACACCCUCAUCUCCAUAUCCUCAAGGACAAGCAGGAUAUAGCAGACCGCCUCCACCACCGCCUGGUCAGCCACCUCAGUCUCCUGGGUUUCCACAGUCACCCAUGUCUCCCUCAUAUCCGGGUCAAGCACCACAACAGAAUCGAUGGAGUCAGCCGCCACCUCCCCAACAAUUUGGUCAACAACCACCACCCCAGCAGUACGGUCAGCAGCCAUAUCAACAACAGCAGCAGCAAGGCCAGUGGGGUCAACCUCAACAGCCCCAGUACGGCCAGCCUCCCCAGCAAUAUGGACAACAACCCUACGGCCAAUAUGUUCGUAACCCCACACGUGAUUUCUUGCUUGAUUUAAAGGACACCAUUCGACGAUGCAAAGGACCUCCUCAAGGUCAACAGUAUGGCGGCCCACCACCACCUCAAGGAGGCUUCGGUGGACCCCAAGGCGGUGCUCCUCCGCUGCAGCAGGUGCAAGGUAGCCCCGCUGAAGUCCAGGCCUACAAGCAGCUGCUCCAAGACUGCAUCAAUGAGAAGGGGCUCCAGACAUUCUAUCCCCAGGGCUCACCAGUUGUCGACCAAAUUGCCCAGCAGGCGGCCGGCAAGAUCAACCAGAUCAUCCAGCGCUGGCGCAUACAGAAGGAGAUUGCCAACGAUAUCGUGAAGUUGGCCCUCUACGACAUCGUCCUGUACAUUGACGACAGUGGAUCCAUGCAGUUCGAGGAGGAAGGCUCGCGUAUCAAGGACUUGCGCCUCAUCUUGGAGCGCGUUUCCUUCGCUGCCACCCUCUUUGAUGCUGACGGUAUCUCACUCCGCUUCAUGAACACCGACCUUUCUAGUGCGCGCAAUCAGCGGGGCGGUCCCCUUCAAGAUGGCGUUGCCACCGAGGCUCAGAUCGAACAGAUCAUGUCUGGUGUCCAAUUCAAGGGGCUCACCCCAAUGGGUACUUCGCUCCGCAAGAAGGUCAUUGAUGAGAUAGUGCUCAACAAGGCUCAGCAAGGCCAGCUCAGGAAGCCCGUUCUUGUUAUUGCCAUCACAGACGGACAGCCUGCUGGUGAGCCGCAGAAUGCCGUAUUCGAUACCAUCAGAUACGCGUUCGACACCCUGCAACAGAGGUUCCCGCAGUAUGGCCGUGGCGGUGUCGCUUUUGAGUUCGCUCAGGUCGGCAACGACGAGAUGGCGAAGAAGUUCCUCGGAAAGCUCGACGAAGACCCGCAGAUUGGACCCAUGGUCGACUGCACAUCCAACUACGAGAACGAGCAAGAGGAGAUGUCUCGCGCCAACCCUCCCGUCGACCUCACACCCGACCUAUGGAUUAUCAAGCUCCUCCUCGGUGCCAUCGACCGCUCUUACGACUCCAAGGACGAGAAGACCAACCCCGCCCCCGGCAACUUCGGUGGUGCUCCCGGCGGCUACGGCGGCCCACCCCAGGGUGGCCAGUACGGCGCUCCCCCACCGGGCCAGUACGGCGCGCCCCCGGGCCAGCAGCAGUACGGCCAGCCGCCCCAGGGAGGCCAGUACGGACAGCCCCCGCAGCAAGGCUACGGCCAGCAGCCCGGCGGGUAUCCGCCGCAAGGUCAGCAGCAGCAGCGCCCGCCGCAAGGCGGUCCUGGAGGCUACCCCGGACAGCAGCAGUACGGCGCGCCUCAUGGCUACCCUGGCGGUCCCGGCCGUUAAAUAUUGCUUCUCAGGACAAGAUGAUAUGCGUUUCAUGGUGACUUGGCUUGGUAUCCUUACUGUGUAAUUUGGGAUUGGGUUUUCCUACUUGGGGGUUUGGAUAGCCAGACUGAAUGGUCUAAUUUGGGCGAUAUCUGGUAGUCUGAGGAAUGAAAGAAUGAUCAAGGUCACUAGCCAGCUCACCGUGAGCUUUCUGCAGCUAAAUUUUGCACAUGCUAACUGUGUCAACAUUCCGUUGGACACUCUGCCAUCAAAGCCAAGUAGACUUGAAUCACUGCCGACUGUGCGUGUUACGAUUGUUUGUU
This is a messenger RNA of Boeremia exigua, 2363 nucleotides long. RefSeq lists its product as uncharacterized. The record is from RefSeq and is a predicted model, not a curated record. Bases 193 to 2058 code for a protein of 621 amino acids. NCBI's taxonomy places the organism in Eukaryota, Fungi, Ascomycota, Dothideomycetes, Pleosporales, Didymellaceae. The transcript is spliced from 3 exons.